CCCACCCUCGUCAAUCUACUAAUCAAAUACCGCAUGCAAUAGAGUGGCGCACUAUGGAUGCCCAAGUUGAGAAUCGACAACGGCUACCCAAUGCCCCCAACACGAAGCUGCCUUUCUACGAUGUCACGGCUCGCGGACAUGACAGCAUCGUCUCUGCCCCGUCACACUUUUACAAGAACACAAUCACAGCAUCUCCUGUUUUACCUUCUACAGAGGCUAUUCUCCAAGGUUUCGCUGCUUUUGUUAGCGCAGUAACUGAGCUUGAAGAACUUGCUUUUGUUGCCCAGUACGGGGUGGAGGGUGUUACUGAGCGCCGCCUUGCUACUGCCACAGUCACUGGUCUUGACAAGCCCCGGACAUUCUCGUCGCAAAAUGCACAGGUUGCAACAUUCAAGUCGAGUGCCAUAGACGGCGCCGAGUUCGACUUUGAAAUCAAGAUUGGCCCCCAGCUUGAUGCGCCUCUCCACACAACCCCUCGGCCAUUUGUUCUCUCUGUGGUUCCAUCGCAAGACGGCACUGUUGCCGAUCUGGAGCUAGCCAUUGAUGCUAGAAACGGCCCUGAGCCUGCUGGGGUUCAUCUGCUGGAUCUCGUUGCCCUCUACUUAGCCCCCGAAAAGACUGCAGAGCUCCCAGAGGCGCAGCAAAAUGCAACAUGGCCGGCUCCCAAGAUGUCUUACAUGAAUUCGCCGCUCAAUCUCUGGCGCCCGCCUAUGCUCAAAUCCGACCGACCCAAGGAUGGUGAGCCCGCUGUCGAGCAGCCUGCGCUAAUGCACUCUGGGUUUGAACGUCGCGCAGCCGAGUUCCCUGACAGAAUCGCUGUUGAAUGGAUGGCAGAGGAGAAUGGACCAAUUGAAAAGAUCACAUAUGCCGAGCUCAAUGCCAAGGCUGAAGUCGUUGCCGAUGAGCUCACCCUCAUUGAGCGUGAGAUUGCCUGGACGCCAGCUUUCCGCAACCAGCGAGCGGUUCCAAUCUUUGCCGGCUCGUCGCCUGACCUCUACAUUGGUAUCUUUGGUAUUAUGAAGGCUGGUUUUGCAUUUAGCCCGCUUCCUCUCGAUGCGCCCCCUCAACGUCUUCUUGAUGUCCUCGAUGACUCCAAGGCUUCUGUCGUUCUUGGUGUUGGAGACGUCCCCUUCCCUGGGGUCGAUCUUUCUGAGGAUAACGAAGUAAACAGAGCUCUCAAGGAAAAGACGUGGUUCAACAUCCGCAACAUCACCGGAUGGCGCGCCAACCGACCGGAGAUUAACACGGAUCCCUCCAGCAUCCAGCGACACCCCCCUACUGAGCAAGAUCUUGCUUACAUUCUCUACACCAGUGGCUCAACUGGAAAGCCUAAGGGUGUCCUCAUCUCUCAUCUUUCUGGCACCUGUGGUGUGAAUGGCCACGCCGAAGUCUUUGACCUUCCAACCGGAACUGAGCUCCGCUGGCUGCAGUUUGGCAUGCCUACCUUUGAUCUUUGCCUGCUCGAACUUACCCUCACACUAGGCUACGGUGGUACCGUCUGUGUUGCUGAGCGCCAGAUUAUGCUCGGCGACAUUGAGCGCACCAUCAACACAUUCAAAGCCACUAGCUUGUUUACAGUGGCUAGUUUGGCCACUCUGCUGCGUCCUUCCAAGCUACCGACCUUGACCACCAUUAUUUCCGGCGGCGAGUAUCUCAACAAAUAUGCCAUCGAAAACUUUGCCUACGACAGACCUUGCCCUCCCGGCGAGACCCCCAAGCGUGUCAUCAACAUUUACGGCCCGACCGAGACUACAAUGUGCCUGACGGCUGAGACAGCCGGACUUGGCUCCCGCGGUUCCAUUGUCGGCAACAUCUUUUCUUGCGCAUCUGGAGUCAUCAUUGACUCCAACUCGGAUGAGCUUAAGGAGGUUCCUGUUGGCCUGACUGGUGAGAUUGCCUUUGGUGGCCCCAUGGUUGGCUACGGCUAUCUGAACCGACCCGAGGAGACAGAAAAGGCCUUCACCAACGGCCUCGGCAUGGGUGAACUAUACCGAACUGGCGACAAGGGCCGCAUUGUCUGGGGCCCCGACGGUGCCGCUAAGCUGGAAAUCCUUGGCCGUCUCAACAUGGAACAGGUCAAGCUCAACAGCAAACGUGUAGAACUCGGUGAGAUCGAGUCUACCAUUGCCCGCGUCGAGGACAUCCGAGAGAUUUCCACCGUUGUUCUUGACGGAAGCUUCCUUGCCGCCUACAUGUCUUUAACUGGUGACCACACCGACGCUGCAUAUACCGAACAGGUCAUUGCUCAGUGCCGCGCCAUGGCUGAGCAAAACCUCCCGGAUUGGAUGCGUCCCAGAGAGUACACAGUUCUCCCCGUCAUUCCUCGCACACCCAACGGCAAGGUCAACCGAAAAGCGCUGCAGCAGACUGCGCUGGAACAGUUUGGUGCCUCCAGCAUGCGAAAGGAACCUACUCCGACUGCCUCGAUCCACGAGCUCACAGUUGACUUGGCAAAUGCUGAUAGCGUUCGCAGUCUCGUCAUGGAGACUCUCAAGAUUGUCAUUGGAGAGCAUGUUGUCAACAACGAUGUUACUCAACCGCUUAACUCAUGGGGUCUUGACAGUCUGCGUGCCAUGAAGUUCUUGUCUACUCUUCGCGCCCAUGAUGUCUACGGCCUAGCUAUGAAGGAUGUCCUUGGAGGCAAGACACUCGACAGUGUGGUCAAGUCUAUCGUGGAUGCGCAUGCCCAGGAAGUUGCUGAGGCUGCUGCUGAAACUGCCGUUGACGACGAAGUUGUUCAGUUUGAGGAUGAGGAGGAGUUUCUCACAUUCCCCGUCGGUGCUAAGCUCAAGCACUUCAACUUCCACUGCCGUCCCGUUUGUGCUGAGGCUCUCGGUGUCUCCGAUGAGGAGAUUGAAGAUGUCCUUCCCGCUACGGGUAUUCAAACUCGCAUGCUGGCUAUGAUUGAAGAGGCUAAGGUAUUUAAGUAUACCAAAGCCUGGGUUGAGCAUUUCCCAUAUGAGGUACCGGAGGCUAUUGACGCAGACCGUCUAGAAAAGGCGGUGAUAGCUGCUAUGGAGACUCGCGAUGCCUUCCGCACCGUCUGGGUUCCCGUUGAACACCCAUUGGCACCUUUUGCUGGCGUAGUGCUAUCUAAGAAUUCCAAGGCUGCAACUCUUCCUAUUGUUAAGACUACAGUGCCCGUCUACGAUACUCGCCCCAACAGCCUAUGGAUGAGAACCAUUAACAAUGCCCAAAAGGCAGCCGAAGAGUUCUUUGGGAUGUACAACCUUGGCUCAGUAACCACAUUUGUACGCUCUGCUGACAACAAGCACUGCGUCAUCAUCUUCUCUAUGUUUCAUCUCACCUACGACGGCAUGAGCAUUGAGAACUGGCGCCGCGAUGUCGCACAGAUCUAUGCAGGCAAGCCGGCUCCCGAGCACCCCAGCGGCGGCGUCCGCAUUCCUGUCGAAGAGCACUUUGGCACCGACUGGCUGAGCACGACACUCUUCUGGAUGAAGCAAAUGGCUGGACAGCCCAACUUCGUCACUGGCCAGGAGCUGCUUCCCUCUGGUAAUGCCGAGUUCAUCUCGAACGACACUGGUGUUGGAGUUGCCAGCGAGCAGCUAGUGUGUGCUUUUAGCAUCGACGAACUCUUCACGCUCUGCAACACACAGGGUCUCUACACGCCCAUGGCUGUUCUGCAGGGUGCUUGGGCCAUGGCAUUGUGCCAGACUCUAGUCAAGACAAACGAUGAUGCAGCCAGAGACUUGGACGUUCAGUUUGGCAGCAUUUUCCACGGCCGCCAUACCCCAGACUCCCUACAAGUCUAUGCUCUGAUGCUUGACGCUCUGCCUACGCGCAUCGUUUUUGAUGGUGCCAAGCGUCUCACUCACCGAGAAAUCUGCUCGCGCCUCUUUACGCAGUACACAGAAUGUCUUGGAUUUACCGAGAUGCCCUGCCCGAGCGUCUUGUUCGCCAAGUCUACGAGACGCUUCGACUCUACACUCAUCCUUCAAGCAUUCCCCAAGGAGACCCCCACGGGCAACGAGGACCCGGAUGCUAUGCCUGGCUUUAACCGUGAAGAAAAUAUGCUCAAGCCAUGGAGAGAGACCAAUGCCGGCACCCCCAUCUUGCUGGAGCUAUGGCCAGGCAAGGAAUUGUCCAGCGAGAAGCUUCGGCUCCGCUGCUCCUACAGCCAGAGCUGGGUCGGCUACGAGUUCAUGACCCCGGAGUGGGUUCGAGGCUUGACAGUUGCUUUCAAUGAGAGCAUUGUUCAGAUUCUCACCAACCCGGAUGGCGAAUUCAACCCCGCUAAGCAGCUUGUGCAGCCUGCUGACGCGAUGGAUAUGACAGAGUAAUAAGUUAGCACGGAUGCUAACUUAACAUUGACACUGGUAUAUAUAGUAUGAUGGGUUUAUUUUUUUACGUCUUCCUACAUCAUUUCCUUUAUGAUUGUAUUUUCAUGCAAAUAGCUAUUCAAUCUUGAAACCGCGCCCUUCAUUUGUAGCGUUGUGCCGUGCUGACUGUAAGACGAAUUUAAGUUUAGCGCAUGGGGCAGUAAUAGACACAAGUUGCAAUUUAGUAGGAGGAGUCAUGUGGUGAUCGGGACACAAAAAAGGGUAUCUUGUAAAUAACAUAAACUCCAUGAAAUGAAUAACAUUAAACCAAUUGGUUGCCCAAAUCCUGCCUCUUUUUAUGCAAGACGGAAAAUUUUCCGGGAAAAUAGAAAACAAUUGUAGAACCUAGUACAUAAUAUCCUUGAAUGCUUGAAUUUACCCACCCAACCCGAAAAAGAAAAACGCCAAAAAGAAUCAAAUAAAAAAUGGGUAAAAUAGGAGCUCCCGUCUAGGUUACCUCAGAGGCGGGCGGAAGUUGUUUGUCUCGAUAGCGGUAGCAAAAUGCUCAGCCUGGGUCAGACCAUGUUGCGUGCUGACAUGGCGGAGCUGAGCAACAGUCCAUGCACGUGUCUCAUCGGUAAGACUGUGCAUGCACCCAAUCAUAAGCAGCACCCAGCAAGACAAAUAGCCACCAAUAGCAGAUCCGGAAUACGUAACCUGCUCGCCAAAGAAGACAGACGCGGGAAAAUAGGAAGGGGACGAAGCAGAAGAGUUAUCCGCAAUGUCAAUUCCAGAGUCAGACGCCACUGGUGUCGAUCCUUUGUUUCGUGCCUGGUGUGCUGAACCCUGGUGUUGGGGCUGUGAUGGCGCGCUGACAUAGCCCAUCAGCUGUGGAACGGUCGAGAUAAGAUCGUCGCGCAAAGAUUGCAUGUUCUUGGUGACCUGCUGCAGGCGCUCAGCAUAGCUGUUGGAGAAGAACCAGUUGCUGUCAGUGUUUGCUCCGCGGAGCAACAGAUGACUGAUGGCGUGAUUGGCCAGGAUGCGGCAGGUUCUCAUGCUGUUCCAUACGCUGGCAACGCCAACAUCAGGGUAAAUGUAUUGGAUGUCUCCUAGCACGCGAGCACCCGCAACGGCGCCAGGGGACGUUGGCAUGACAGUGUACUGCCAUUCCGGCCCGACUUCGCUGAACGUGCUCUGGAGGCGGUGGUCAAUUUCCAGAGCUUGCGACAAGUAUCGCUCCAAAUCCUGUACGGGCAUAUGCGGCUUGGGGCCCGCCGCCCCAGACGUGGAUGGUGGGGGAAAGUUGUUGGCCACAUAGGUGUACCCGCCCGGAGAAAUGUGCUGAUAGAGAUCCAGUAGCUCAACCAUGGCGCUGCUUGCAACCCAGUACGGAUCGGAAACACUAAUCGCCUUGGCAGCCUCGAUGCGCAACAUGCGCAAUGCACCAGGCAUAGGGCAACCCACUCGAAGGCAGUUGACCAAGAGUUGACCAAAUACAUCCUUGAAGAUCUGAAGGCCAAUGGGGUGUGAAAAUUGGGAUUUGCCGCGAAGCGUCAGAAGUGAGGUGGCUCCCUCAAUGUGGAGCUUCCAACCCUCGAGGGAGGAUUUGGCAAAGUCGUAGAGCGAGAGAAUAAGCACAGUAGCAAUUGUGCUGUCUCGUCGCGCUGCCUGAGGGUCGGUCAGGGCACGGUUGACCCGCUCCAUAGUGCGUGUAUACAUCAUUACAGAGCGUGCCAUCAAGUCGCCCUGCCUUGUCGUGUGGGCAAGACCGCUGAAUCCAAGCGCUAAAAUAGCACCCUCCAGCAAGUCAUUACCGUCUUCUCUGGAGAGGAUGUUAAAUGUGUAGUCAAGAAAGCCGGAUGAUGGGCCAGACUGGCGAACGACAUAGUGAGAUAAGAAGUAGUUAAGACCCAUCAUGUCAAGCGGCAAGGAGAAUGGCCUUGAAAUGGCCUCUUGUUGCGGCGUGAUUUGUUGCUGGUUGGGCAUCCGUUGCUGUUGCACAACGGUUGUUGAUCCUGCAUUAGAACCUGGACGGCGGCUGCUCAUGUCGUCAGCAAUGUCUUGGAUGGUAACCUCAUCGAGGCCGGCUGCCGUUGAUGAGGUUGCUGUAGCACUAUCGCCAGGACCAAGGAUAGGAUCGGAGCCUUGGUUGACAGGGAAUAAAUCCGGGUCGGCGUUGAAGGGGCUGAGGAAUCCAAGCAGAUCGAGAUCAAAUGUGUUAUUCGAAAAGACAUUGUCACCAGCCUCGCUCAACAGCUCUUCCACUGUGGAGAUGUGCGGUGAUGACUCGCCCUGGCUCGAGGUCCGGAGCUUGGUAGGCUCUGCAGACAAUUGACGCUUGACAGCAGCCGCCGUUGAGGAUGAUGCUGGGGCCGAUGUCUUCUUCGAUACCUUCGAUCUGGCCUUGUCGAUGACCUGACUGCUCUCAUCGCGGAAGAUGAGGCCAGAGGGGUCUCUGUAACCAGGGCAUGGUUGCUUGAGACGACGGCAUUGUCCACAUUCAGGUACAGCCUUGUCGCACUACAAUCAGAUUCAAGUUAGCGUUGCGUUACGGAUUGCCUAGGGAGGGUCGAGUUGGUUCGUGCAUCGCAGACUGGAAUCUUGGUGUUGAAUCCCGUUCCCAUCCCCGUACCUGUGGUCUCCAUUCCGUAUGUUACAGUCUUUUGCCCAGCAAUUGGGCUCGUGACAUGCUUGCGUAAGAGAACGCGUAUGCCGUCGACGUGGGACAUAUAAACAACGGAGGAUCCCCCAGGUCAUGGAGAGUUUCCAUUCCACUCUGCACGAGUCACAAUCACACACUUACUCGUCGCUUCUUGGCUCUGCAGUUGUGGCAGCUAGUCGAUGGACGGCCGUAGUAGACCAUGGUGAUAGGUAUGGAGGGGGGGUUAGAGGAGGAGGGGCAGGAGGGGGCCAACGGUAGGCUGGCUUGCUGGCGGGCUGGCUGGCAGGCUUGUGCUCAGAGAGACGUAAAUGGAAGGCGGGCUUCUAUUCUGCUUCUCAAAUUGUUCCCUGCGAGUAUGCUGUGCAUCAAGGGUCUGAGCAGCAGCAGCUAGAUGGAGAGUGUCGUGCGGGAAAGUCGGACUGAAAUAGAAAGCAUUACGACAGACCAGGACGGAAAACGCGGUCUCUAUAAGUGUCGGGGUCGACAGUAAGAAGUGAGAUGGGGCGUCUGAUGGCGGUAGCUGUGAGGAGCAGGGGAAUAAGAAGCGGGUUACAAAGAAAAAGGAUAAUAAAAAUAAUAAAAUAGCACGCAGGGGAGCGGCGUGAGAUGCGAGCAGCAAGGAUGGAGUUGGUUGGGUGGCCAGGCUGCCGGCGAUGGGCGGAUAAGACGGCAGCCAACAGUAAGCAGCGCCCGGUGUCCAGUCACGUGGGCGCCGUUGAUGCUCUGGCUGCUGUCAAGUUUGCUAGUUUGUGGUGAAGUGGGGAGAUGUGCAGCAAAAUCAGGCUUGCAACUACGCCAGUGGCUUUUUUUGCCCACUGUAAACGACGGACAGUGGUUGGUGGGUUCUGCAAUAAACGCUAGCUUAACGUACUGUAGUCCAUUUAUUUUUGGACAGCCUGGUCUUGGUCCGACAUUGAUUGGCUGGUUUGAAGCUGAAUGGUGACAGGAAUUGGGCUGUUGCGCGCCCGUUAAGCCAGUACGGUUUUCAGUUGGCCACAGAUAAACAGCAAGGCUAAGCAAGACAGGUGCGGCAACAGCGUCUAUCGAACAAAAAGAUGCUACAAAAACUACUGUAGAGGAACGAAGGCUAGAACCGAACAGAAUGGCCAUGCCAACAGACAGUGCCGAUACAUGCCGCAUGUCGACGCAACGUGCACCGUUAUCGCCAUUCCCGGAGCGUGCUCCCAAACGUUGGCUCGAAGGAAUAUAGGGCCUUCGUUCAACGUUAAUCAAACACCCUGAUCCAGUUCUCGUCGUAUGCUUACCUUAGCACCCCUUUAACCCGGAUCUGCCAUGUGGCCUGGCACGGCCUGCUCAUACCUGAAAACGUGCCUCUGACACCACGUAACCACUACGCUACGCCAAAAACA
This is a messenger RNA of [Torrubiella] hemipterigena, 8312 nucleotides long. The record is from the annotation of a GenBank genome assembly. Lineage: Eukaryota; Fungi; Ascomycota; Sordariomycetes; Hypocreales; Clavicipitaceae.